UGCGCGCGUGGGCCGGCAGAGCGGCUGCCACUGCGCCAGCCCUCGCCGACUCUCCCGGAGGUGCCCAAGUGGCCGGGACUCGGCGGGGCCGCUGGCUCCGGAGCUGACCGCUGCUCCCCCUCUUCACCUGCCUGGCAGCAGCUCCGCGCCCGCUCUCUAGCCGUGCAGUCGCGCUAACCUCUCGCCCUCUCCGGACGCGCGUUCCAGCUCGCUUGGGUCGGACCCGGGGUCGGAGUCGCGCGCUAAAGCCUGCGGGCAACCGGGGGCGGACCCUGGAACCGGGAGCUGGGGCCCCGCGCACCUAGCUGCGCGCCCCAGGCAGGGGUUUCUUCCCCACCAGCGCCCACGGGCGCCCGGCUGCUGAGCGCGCGCCCUCUCGGAUGCCCAGGGCCGGGGUGCAAGCGCCGGACGCCGCCUCCGGGAGGGCAGCGAGGCCCCAGGUACCGAUUACACCAUUCUUGGACAAAAGCGAUUGGGCAGCGGUGACCUCUUCCCAUCAGACACGCUCCAAAUUAUUAUCUCUGGACUAACAGCUGACACCCUGCCGGAGGCAAGAGCAGCAAAGCCAACUGGAACUGUGCCUUUUCUCUCGUCGAGGUUUUUUUCUUACACAGGAAAAAGAAAGAAGAAAAAAAAGAAAACGAUGAAGUUGGGCAGAGUGGAGUUCUGCCAUUUACUGCAGCUCAUUGCGCUUUUCCUGUGCUUUUCUGGCCUGAGUCAAGCAGAACUUUCAAGGUCCAGAUCAAAGCCUUAUUUCCAGUCAGGGAGGUCCCGGACCAAGCGCAGCUGGGUGUGGAAUCAGUUCUUUGUGCUGGAGGAAUAUAUGGGUUCAGACCCACUCUAUGUGGGAAAGCUUCACUCUGAUGUCGAUAAAGGCGAUGGCUCUAUCAAAUACAUCUUGUCAGGCGAAGGGGCCAGUUCCAUUUUCAUUAUUGAUGAGAACACGGGGGAUAUUCAUGCCACCAAGCGUCUGGAUCGGGAGGAGCAAGCCUACUACACGCUCCGAGCCCAGGCACUGGAUAAACUCACCAACAAGCCUGUGGAACCCGAGUCUGAGUUUGUCAUCAAAAUUCAGGACAUCAAUGACAAUGAGCCCAAAUUCCUCGAUGGCCCUUAUACUGCUGGAGUUCCUGAAAUGUCUCCCGUGGGGACCUCAGUGGUUCAAGUGACAGCAACUGAUGCAGAUGACCCCACCUAUGGCAACAGCGCACGUGUCGUGUACAGCAUCCUGCAAGGACAGCCAUACUUCUCAGUGGAACCCAAGACAGGAGUCAUCAAGACCGCCCUUCCAAACAUGGAUAGAGAGGCUAAAGACCAGUAUUUGCUUGUUAUUCAGGCAAAGGAUAUGGUUGGUCAAAAUGGAGGACUCUCCGGAACCACCUCAGUCACCGUGACCCUGACCGAUGUCAACGAUAACCCACCUAGAUUUCCUCGAAGGUCUUACCAAUAUAAUGUUCCAGAAUCAUUGCCAGUGGCCUCAGUUGUGGCCAGAAUUAAAGCUGCUGAUGCUGAUAUUGGAGAGAAUGCAGAAAUGGAAUAUCAAAUAGUGGAUGGAGAUGGAUUUGGGGUGUUCAAGAUUUCUGUGGACAAAGAUACACAGGAAGGAAUCAUCACUAUACAGAAGGACUUGGAUUUUGAAGCCAAAACAAGCUAUACACUCCGGAUAGAAGCUGCCAACAAAGAUGCUGACCCUAGGUUCUUAAGCUUGGGGCCUUUUAGUGACACGACCACCGUGAAGAUAAUUGUGGAGGAUGUGGAUGAGCCCCCUGUGUUUUCCUCCCAAUUGUACUCCAUGGAGGUUUCAGAAGCUACGCCAGUGGGGAACAUUAUCGGGACAGUAGCAGCUCAUGAUCCAGAUGCUUCUAAUAGCCCUGUGAGGUAUUCAAUUGACAGAAACACAGACUUGGAGAGAUACUUCAAUAUUGAUGCCAACAGUGGAGUUAUUACCACUGCCAAAUCUUUGGAUCGAGAAACAAAUGCUGUUCACAAUAUCACAGUCCUCGCGAUGGAGAGCCAGAAUCCAUCCCAAAUUGGCAGAGGGUACGUGGCCAUCACCAUCCUGGACAUUAAUGACAAUGCCCCCGAAUUUGCCAUGGACUAUGAGACCACAGUAUGUGAGAAUGCACAGCCAGGACAGGUGAUCCAGAAAAUCAGUGCAGUUGAUAAAGAUGAACCAUCCAAUGGUCACCAGUUUUAUUUCAGCUUAACCACGGAAGCAACCAAUAACCAUAACUUUUCAUUAAAAGAUAACAAAGACAACACCGCAUCGGUUCUCACCCGGAGAAAUGGCUUUCGGAGACAGGAGCAAUCUGUUUAUUACCUGCCCAUCUUCAUCGUAGACAGCGGGUCGCCUUCCCUCAGUAGCACCAACACACUCACCAUCCGGGUCUGUGACUGUGACGCUGAUGGAAUAGCACAGACCUGCAAUGCCGAGGCCUAUGUCCUGCCUGCUGGUCUGAGCACAGGUGCUCUCAUCGCCAUUCUUGCCUGUGUCCUGACCUUAUUGGUGCUCAUCCUCCUGAUCGUCACCAUGCGCAGGCGGAAAAAGGAGCCCCUCAUCUUGGACGAGGAGCGCGACAUCCGUGAGAACAUUGUGCGCUACGACGACGAAGGAGGCGGCGAGGAGGACACGGAGGCCUUCGACAUGGCAGCACUGCGCAACCUCAACGUCAUCCGUGACAGCAAGACGCGCAGGGACGUGACCCCCGAGAUCCAGUUCUUGAGCAGACCCACUUUCAAGAGCAUCCCGGACAACGUCAUUUUCCGGGAGUUCAUUUGGGAGCGGCUCAAGGAGGCCGACGUGGACCCCUGCGCACCCCCUUAUGACUCCUUGCAGACUUACGCCUUCGAGGGCAAUGGCUCGGUGGCCGAGUCGCUCAGUUCUUUGGACUCCAUCAGCUCGAACUCAGAUCAAAAUUAUGAUUAUUUGAGCGACUGGGGGCCCCGCUUCAAGCGCCUGGCAGACAUGUAUGGCACGGGCCCGGAGAGCUUGUACUCAUAGCCCAGGCACCUUGACUGGCAAAGCACUGCAG
Suncus etruscus (white-toothed pygmy shrew) is the source of this 3032-nucleotide messenger RNA. RefSeq names its product cadherin 7 (gene CDH7). The transcript has 12 exons. The record is from RefSeq and is a predicted model, not a curated record. Gene Ontology annotation, biological process: calcium-dependent cell-cell adhesion; cell-cell junction assembly; adherens junction organization. Bases 644 to 3001 code for a protein of 785 amino acids. Lineage: Eukaryota; Metazoa; Chordata; Mammalia; Eulipotyphla; Soricidae. Gene Ontology annotation, molecular function: calcium ion binding; cadherin binding. Gene Ontology annotation, cellular component: adherens junction; plasma membrane; catenin complex.